UGCUCCUCCUCCUUUCUCGGCCGCUCCACUCCCACUCCCACCACCAGCAUUCGAAGCAAACUUUGCAAUUGCCGAGCUCCGCCCGCUCAGGUCUCCAACGUACCAUCGCCGGCCGGGGCGCCGGGCGGCCACCGCCAUGCCGCUCCUUCUCCCCAACCCGCGCUCGCCGCCGCCGUUGCCACUCCGAGUCCUUUCCUCCUCCGCCGCGGCGCUCGGGGGCUUCCUCCUCCGCUCCGGGCAUCGUGCUGGCGCGCGCCGGCUCCACGCCGCCCUCGCCGCGGACAACCGCGUCGUGCUGGGGUGCGGGCUGGUGACGCUGGACUACCUCGCCACGGUGGACGCGUACCCGCGGCCCGACGACAAGAUCCGCACCGGGGAGCUGCAGAAAUCCGGCGGAGGGAACGCCGGGAACGCGUUGACGGCCGCGGCUCGCCUCGGCCUGAACACGAGGGUGAUCUCCAAGGUGGCCAAUGACGAAACCGGAGGAACUGUUCUUUCAGAACUCAAGGAAACUGGGAUUGACACAUCUCAUGUCAUAAUUUCUGAUGGUGGGAACACAACAUUUGUCUACAUCAUUAUUGAUAAGCAAACGAAAACUCGUACAUGUAUACUCACACCGGGCGAUCCUCCAAUGGUUCCUAGUGACUUGCCGAUGUCAUGUUUAUCAGCUGCAUUGCAAGAUGUAAGCUUGUUAUAUCUAGAUGGAUAUUCACCAGAAAUGGCACUGGCUGUUGCUAAGCAGGCUGAUCAGAUGAAUAUUCCAAUAUUGGUUGAUGCCGAGCAAGAGAGAACAAAGGAAGAAUUAGAAGGUUUGCUCAUUCUAGCAAGCUACAUCGUCUGUUCAGGGAAAUUUCCAAAGAACUGGACCUCAAUCCCAUCCUUACCCUGUGCCCUGCUUGAGAUCCUUCUGCAGUACCCUCGUGCGAAAUUUGUCAUUGCAACCCUCGGAGAAAAAGGUUGCAUGAUGCUUGAGAGGAGUGAAGCUGGUGACGAUUCCGUUGUAGAUGCAGCAGAUAUAGAGGCUGUUGCCGACUCCUUGAGGUUGGAACUGCACAAAGAUGGCAUCUUCCCGACUUGUGUAGCAUCCAAGCCCUUGAGGCUUUCUGCAAGAGGGCUCGGUACAGUAUCUGGACGGCUGCUGAUAGGAACAGCAGAGGUUAUCCCUGCUUCAGAGCUUGCUGACACCACUGGCUGUGGGGAUGCAUUCAUAGGAGCAGUGCUUCACGCUCUGUCAACAGAGAUUCCCACCGAGAAGAUGCUCCCGUUUGCUUCUCAAGUGGCAGGCAUCAAAUGCCGAGCGAUCGGCGCGCGGGCCGGCCUGCCGUGGCGGUCCGACCAACGGCUGGCCAAGUACCUGUGAUACACGGCGUGUCGAGAUGGCGCGAGAAGAAUCAGACAUUGUCGUGAGCAUCAGCGACACGCACGCCUCACUUGGACUUGAUCAUAGCUCAUAGAGUGGUACAGUAGACGGUACUAUACAGUGGUAUAGCCGAUAGAAGUACGCUGUUUCGUUGGACAAAGCAAUUUAAGCCCGGACGAGAAGACUCUGAUUUGGAGGAAUUUCAGCGUGACUGGACCGUCAUUCAGAUUUGAUCACUGUUCUCCUGAUGAACGGCUCUCUCCACGACACUGACUGUAAAAGUUUGUGGAAGCGUUGAACCC
Setaria italica (foxtail millet) is the source of this 1662-nucleotide messenger RNA. RefSeq names its product ketohexokinase. Gene Ontology annotation, molecular function: kinase activity. NCBI's taxonomy places the organism in Eukaryota, Viridiplantae, Streptophyta, Magnoliopsida, Poales, Poaceae. The transcript is spliced from 12 exons. The record is from RefSeq and is a predicted model, not a curated record. The coding region runs from base 137 to 1360 and encodes 407 amino acids.